Parnassius apollo (apollo) is the source of this 849-nucleotide messenger RNA. The record is from the annotation of a GenBank genome assembly. Lineage: Eukaryota; Metazoa; Arthropoda; Insecta; Lepidoptera; Papilionidae.
AUGUCAGCCUUACAAAAUGCAAUUUGGUCAAAAAUUCCCGAUGAAUCUCUGAAUCCGAAAUAUGAAAAAUGUCGCAAUAUCACAGAAGAGAUAUACAAGAGGAUUAAUAUAACUUUUCAAAUAAAAAAACUCGAAAAGACUGGAUCACAGAGUGACCUAUCCGACUUGAGUGAUCAAAUAGACAGUAAUGAUCUCAGCAAUGAGACAGACCUGUUUGCCUGCGACAAGAGCUCUUUAUCCAGCAGUACAGAUCCUGAAAGAACACUUAACACCUGUGAAAAAUACAUCAACAUAAACAAUAAUGAGGAGACCAAAGUGAAUAAUAAGCCUGUGCCAAUUUACAAGAGACCAAGGAAAAGAUUCAGAAAACGCGUAAAGAAGCAUCAAACAAAUCGUAAUAGAAACGACAGCGAUGGUUCCAGCGACGAGGCGCUUCCGUUAAGCCGCGUAGAUGUUGACACUGUAGACAGUCAGAGCGAGUCCCCCGACAGCGUCAUGGGUGUUCCUAAUAUUGUUAUUGUCACUAAAGAAAUAAAACCAAAACUGAAAUCACCUACACAACAGAAGAACACUCCUAUACAACUAAGCAAACAUGAGUGUACUGAAUUAUCUAUACAAGCAAAAAAAUCCAAUACAAUGCAACAUAUUCCUAAAGAUGUACCUGUGACUGUCGGUACCAGUGAAAACUGUGAGAAAACUGCCAUGGAUAAGAAUGUUGAGAAACUUGGUAUUCAGGAAGGAAAGAAUUGUCCACUCUGCAAUUUGUCAUUCCGAGGGGAGAGAGGAUUGAGACGCCAUAUGACAAUGUCACAUAUAACAGUACCCGAAGAACCCAAGAAGGCUAUUUAA